Puccinia triticina is the source of this 156-nucleotide messenger RNA. RefSeq lists its product as uncharacterized. The transcript is spliced from 2 exons. Bases 1 to 156 code for a protein of 51 amino acids. NCBI's taxonomy places the organism in Eukaryota, Fungi, Basidiomycota, Pucciniomycetes, Pucciniales, Pucciniaceae. The record is from RefSeq and is a predicted model, not a curated record.
AUGCUGACGCUGCCAAACUUCGUCGACUUGAUGAUAGAUGAUGUUGCCUACAAAGUUAAAGUCGGGCGUGCAAGCAACCAACAUAUCCACAAAAAAUAUGCCAGCUUGACUGGCUGGGCACAUCUUCAAUGGCUAGGUUACAAGGCCCCGGCUUAG